Verruconis gallopava is the source of this 2158-nucleotide messenger RNA. RefSeq lists its product as uncharacterized. Gene Ontology annotation, biological process: subtelomeric heterochromatin formation; regulation of transcription regulatory region DNA binding; DNA damage checkpoint signaling. Gene Ontology annotation, cellular component: nucleus; nucleosome. The transcript is spliced from 2 exons. The coding region runs from base 171 to 1802 and encodes 543 amino acids. Gene Ontology annotation, molecular function: histone H3K79 methyltransferase activity; histone binding. NCBI's taxonomy places the organism in Eukaryota, Fungi, Ascomycota, Dothideomycetes, Venturiales, Sympoventuriaceae. The record is from RefSeq and is a predicted model, not a curated record.
CGGUCACGGCGCGACGCCUGACCUUUUCCCUUCCUUCUUCGUGCCUUUAAAUGUCGUUUUGAACGGCAGACUGGCGCGUACGUAACGCCAGAACGCGCGCCCGCAUUCUCAUUUUGCCGCCACCCCACAUCUAAAUUAUCAACGUUUACGCCUCUUUGCUAGGCGGCGUCAUGUUCGGAAAUGUCAAGAAGCCGGUCAAACCGGUAGUCAUCCGCAAAGUCAGCGUCGCGCGACCCACAGACCAACCCGCGCCGAGCGGAAACGUGCAGCGACGCCCUCUGCCGACCCAGACGAGCAGUUCUGCGAAGAACGGGGUCGUCAAAGUGAAAGAUGCGGUUAGAAGAGCGGGAAGCGCACCCGCCAGUGGCCUCCUCAGCGUGAAGAGGCGGCAGGAUUCAAAGACCGCAAGUCCAAGUCCCUCGCUAAGUCCUUCGCGAAGGUCGAGUGGAAGUCAUAAGAGGAAGGCCCCAGACCCAUCGGCGACGCCAGAUUUCGGUUCAAGCAGCGAGGAGGAGAGUAGCGGCGAUGAGGCCGCUGAUGGUUCGAGGAAGCGCAUGCGCCCAACGCCGCGGACUGGCACCGUUGAACCGGACAUGAAGAGAGUUGUUCUAGACGACGAUGCGCUGAAAUCAGACGGAGAGCUGCAAGAGGAAGAGAAGUCGAUUCACGGCCAUGACUUGACGGUGGGCAAGUUCAAGGAGUAUCAAAAAUACAUGUCCGCCACCGGCGAGGAUGACGGCAAGGCUGCCAUCGCUGAAUUGCAGUAUCCAAGCAAGUGUAAAAAAGAACGGUUUCAGUUGGUCUUGCCCACCGAUCCCGCCGACUACAACCCUGUCGAAGAUAUCAUCGAGAGCAUCGUGCAGAUAUGCAGAGAAUACUUUCCAGAGAAACAAGCCGAGUUUCUGACCGACGAGAUCACCGGUUACCCACGUCGCUUCCGCAAGGCCUACCGUGAGAGAUCGGGACCGCAGUUCCUCGCCGCACUUGAGGAUUUCAACGCUUUCAUCACGAAGUCCGUCAAUGACGACACGAUACCAAAUUUCUUGCGAACGAGACACAAUCUGCCUCUUUCGCUCGUUGAACGCAUACUAUCACAAGUCUACGCCCGCACAGUCUCUCCGCAGGUCAGCAUCCUUAAGCAAUACGAAAACGGCACAGAUGAUGUCUACGGCGAACUUCUUCCACGCUUCGUACACCAAAUAUUCCUCGAUACGAAUCUACGUAGCGACCAAGUCUUCGUAGACCUGGGCUCGGGCGUCGGCAACGUCGUUCUCCAAGCCGCGCUCGAAAUUGGCUGUGAGUCAUGGGGAAUCGAACGCAUGCCAAAUCCUUCUGGUCUCGCCGCCAAACAGGUUGCCGAGUUUGUACCUCGGUGCAAACGAUGGGCGCUCAAGCCAGGAAAGGCCACCGUUCUGCAGGGCGAUUUUCUUCAGUCCCUCGAAAUCGACGAGGUGCUUCGCCGCGCAGACGUCAUUUUGGUCAACAACCAGGCAUUCACACCUGCGUUGAACGGAGCUUUGACUAUGAAGUUUUUGGACCUGAAAGACGGGUGCAAGAUCGUGUCGCUCCGCAGCUUUCUGCCGGAGAACUGGCAAAUCCGGGAGAGGAACCUGCAGGACCCAAGAAACCUGCUGAUAUCGAACUUGAAAAAGGAGUACUUCAGCGGAAGCGUGAGUUGGACGGAUCAGGGGGGCAAUUAUUAUGUUGCCACAAAGGACGUGAGCAAGUUGGAGGCUUUUUCAAAGAGGCAGCAAGAGAUGCGAGAGGCUGAGAAGCAGCUAAACGGGGACCACGAGAAAUGAACUCCGGAUUUGAGGAUCGUCAAGUAUGUCAGGAAAGAGGAUCGCCAGGCCAUUAAGUUGUAUAUUCACUCUUAUUUUGGGCAAAGGCAGAUCUUUUUCUUUUUCCAUCACGAUGAACGAAAAAAAAAACAUGAACACGGGUUGGUUGGGUUUAGGUCACAGCAGGCUAGGCUUAUACCCCAUUUCUUUCUUUCUUUUUUUUCUCUGUAUUUUGGAGAUCGUUUUUAUCGAGGGUCAAGGAAAGAAAAAUGACUUGCAUAUGUCGUUCCAAGUGGCCUCGCUGGCGGACGCUAUUGCCCCGUAGACUGAUUUAACCUGAAUCGAGAAAAAAUAGAACGAAUUUUUGGCUCUUUCCC